Morus notabilis is the source of this 712-nucleotide messenger RNA. RefSeq names its product ubiquitin-fold modifier 1. Bases 80 to 379 code for a protein of 99 amino acids. NCBI's taxonomy places the organism in Eukaryota, Viridiplantae, Streptophyta, Magnoliopsida, Rosales, Moraceae. The record is from RefSeq and is a predicted model, not a curated record. Gene Ontology annotation, biological process: protein K69-linked ufmylation. Gene Ontology annotation, cellular component: nucleus; cytoplasm. The transcript has 4 exons.
UGAGUUUAUUAAUAACAGGAUUUUCUGCGCAAUUACACCCUACCAGAGAGAGAAAGAGAGUUUAGAGAGAGAGAGAGCAAUGGCAGGUGGUGGUGGAAAAGUCUCCUUCAAAGUGACUCUCACCUCCGAUCCUAAGCUUCCCUUCAAAGUGUUUAGCGUUCCAGAGGCGGCUCCUUUCACUGCCGUUCUCAAAUUCGCCGCCGAGGAAUUCAAAGUCCCUCCCCAAACAAGUGCUAUUAUCACCAACGAUGGUAUAGGCAUCAAUCCUCAGCAAAGUGCAGGCAAUGUCUUCCUCAAACAUGGUUCUGAACUGCGACUAAUUCCCCGUGAUAGAGUCGGAGCUUUCAGCACAUUGAAGGCUUCAUCGUUAUCAGAGUAAAAGGAGUGGUCUACUUACUUUAUUUAAUUCUGAUUAAUCUUCUAAAUUAUUGUACCCUUAUAUGAGGCUUGGAGCAACUUAUAUCAUAAGCUCCCUCUUGAAAAUUUAGAUGAUGAUGAAGUCUUUAAAUAAUGGUGGAAGAAUAUAGAAAACACAGUAGUUAUUACUUCAGUAGCUUUACUAUUUCCCUUUCAGCCAAUCUCUGGUGGGGUCUUGGAUCACCAUGUGUGGCAUGUUUCCAGACCUCAGUGGUGAACCUCUAUGUUCUUCUUUCUUUUUCAUUUCCUUUAGAUAACAUAAUUAUUGCGGGAUGCUUGGCCAGACCUCACUGAA